UAAAAGGCUGCGGGCUUCCAACGUUCGAAAACUACAACGCUAGCCAUCUAAAAUUGGAGGGCAAAAGUGAGAGAUAUUAAUUUCCCCUUUUCUUUUUCGAAUGGAUCCUUCAUACUAUCUUCCAUUGCAAAGCUAUGAAAUCUCGCCCGGAUCCUCGGCAGGCCCACCGGACCCUUUCUCAUGGUAUCAGCUCGAGGAAUCGCUUCCUUUCAAUGUGAACGACUCGGAGGAGAUGUUCUUGUUCGACGUGCUAACGGAGGCCACCACGAUGGAGCCGGAGACUCCCAGUUUGAUACGAGCCAAGGGCGAUGAGACCGAGUCGAAGAGCGGCGACGAGCAGAGGUCGAAGGAGAAGUCCUACAGGGGGGUGAGGAGGCGGCCGUGGGGCAAAUUCGCGGCGGAGAUAAGGGACUCGACGCGGCGGGGGAUACGAGUGUGGUUGGGGACGUUCGACAGCGCCGAGGCCGCGGCCUUGGCCUACGACCAAGCGGCACUCUCGAUGCGGGGUUCCAUGGCCGUGCUCAAUUUCCCGGUGGAACGGGUGCAGGAGUCGCUCCGGGGGCUCAAGUGGGGGAAGGAGGGGGGUUCCCCUGCGGUGGCUCUGAAGCAGAAGCAUUCCAUGAGGAGGAGGUCCGUGAGCCAAAAAGAGUCAGGUGACGCAGUCUAGUUUAGAUAUGACGUCUUAGAAUUGGAAUAGUCGCAGGGUAGAGCUUCUGGAGGAGCUUCUAAAACUAUCGGAAUUGGAAUUGUCUCUCCCUUUGUUCUGUUCUUACCGUUGAUCGUUGUUAGGAAGUAGCACUGCAAAUUUUGGCAACCACUUGUUUUUUAUGUGAAUUUUUUUAUCUUUUUUCAAUUUGUAAAAAGAGUUGCAUUAUUGCGUGCGGCUGAGAUAUAAUGUUUGUUUAGAUCCAUUGAGUAGGGAUGACAAUGGAUAGGAUUUGGAUCGAGUAUUGUACGAUCUAUUUUUAAAUUCGAAUUUAAUACUCUAUAUUCAAAUCCUAUCCAA
Elaeis guineensis (African oil palm) is the source of this 1006-nucleotide messenger RNA. Its product is annotated as ethylene-responsive transcription factor 1B. The record is from RefSeq and is a predicted model, not a curated record. NCBI's taxonomy places the organism in Eukaryota, Viridiplantae, Streptophyta, Magnoliopsida, Arecales, Arecaceae. Gene Ontology annotation, biological process: regulation of DNA-templated transcription; ethylene-activated signaling pathway. Gene Ontology annotation, molecular function: DNA-binding transcription factor activity; DNA binding.